AUGUCAUGCAAAGAAGCCAAAUUGGAAGAUGGGUACUCGGUAUCUUCAUCGCAACUUCAAACCACUACUAAGCAACUCAGUCAGGACAACCAAUCCUACGAUUCCUCAUUUGUCUCAUUUUUCAAAUCAUUCAAAGUAGACAGGUCAGAAAUUGCCAAAGGAGCAGAUGUUCUCACGCCAGAAGAUAGUCUACGCGGUUACCAAAUUAAAUUGAUUGCGCUUUCUUCAUGUAUCGGGUCCGGAUUAUUCAUCAGUAGUGCAUCGAUGAUCUCGUCAGCUGGUGCAGCGGGUACGGUGAUUGGGUAUUCUAUCGUGGCUGUAUUGAUGUUUUUCGUUGUACAAGCAUUGGGCGAAUUGACAAGCUCAUACCCCGUUAGAGGUAAUUUUCUCAUUUACAACUCACGUUUUAUCGAUGAAUCGUGGGCAUUUGCCAUGAACUGGAACUAUUGCAUGCAAUGGAUUGUUACCAUUCCUUUAUCAUUAGUGGGAGCUUCAAUGACGAUUCAAUACUGGAAUCAAGACAUAAACCCCGGUGCAUGGGUGGCCAUUUUCUGGGUGUUUAUCUGUGCCAUCAAUGUUUUCGGAGUGAAAGGGUACGGCUACGGCGAAAGUGUCUUUUCAAUGAUCAAAGUAGUUGCCAUUUUAGGCUUUGCCAUAUUGGCCAUUAUUUUAGUUGCUGGAGGUGGUAAGCAAGGCUACAUUGGUGGCAAGAACUGGCAUCCACCUUUUGCCAAUGGCUUCAAAGGGACUUGCAACACCCUUGUCAAUGCAGCAUUCAGUUUUGCUGGUACCGAGUUGGCAGCAAUUGCUGCUGCUGAAACCUCAAACCCUCACAAAGCAUUAAUCAAAGCAACAAAGCAAAUUUUCUGGAGAAUCGCCGUGUUUUACAUGUUGUCAGUCAUUUUAUUGUGUUUUUUGGUGCCCUUCAACGAUCCUAAAUUGUUGGGUAACUCAAACUCAUCAGCAUCGCCUUUUGUUAUUGCAAUUUCCAAUGGGGGAAUUAAUGUUUUGCCAUCAAUUUUCAAUGCUGUCAUUUUGAUUGCACUUUUAUCAGUUGCAAAUGCUAGUGUUUUUGCCACUUAUAAACCAUUGGUUGCGUUGGCGGAGGCUGGCCAUGGACCAAAAUUUUUAGCAUAUCUUGACCGAAAGGGACGACCAAUUUUUUCCAUAAUAGUUGCGUUGGCGUUUGGAUUGAUUGGAUUUGUCGGUGCUUCCAAAAAUCAGGAAACUGUAUUUGCAUGGUUGUUGGCCUUGAGUGGAUUAUCGUGCCUCUUCAUCUGGUUUUCAAUAUCUUUGGCUCAGGUUCGGAUUAACUAUGCAUGCAAAGUUCAAGGUUUGGAUUUGUAUCGGCCAUUUAAAGCCAUUGGUGGCGAUUAUGGUGCCUACCUUUCAAUGAUUUUGAAUGUUUUAAUUUUGGUGGCUCAGUUUUAUGUUGCAUUGUAUCCAAUCAAUGGGAAGCCUUUGCAAGCAGACACCUUUUUCCAAGCAUAUUUGGCUGCUCCAAUUGUGUUGGUAUUGUAUGUCGGCCACAAAAUUUGGACAAGAAACUGGAAAAUGUACAUCAGGGCAGAAGAAAUGGAUCUUUUGACAGGAAGAAAUGAAAUGGACAUAGAAGUGGCAAUGCAAGACCUAUAUGACGAAAAACAAAGAUGGAGGCAAAAGCCGUGGUGGUAUAAAGCUGUGGAUGUAUGGUGUUAG
Molecule: messenger RNA, 1698 nt
Organism: Lodderomyces theae
Lineage: Eukaryota; Fungi; Ascomycota; Pichiomycetes; Serinales; Debaryomycetaceae
Exons: 1
Coding region: 1-1698 (565 amino acids)
Biological process (GO): amino acid transmembrane transport
Cellular component (GO): membrane
Molecular function (GO): amino acid transmembrane transporter activity
Source: RefSeq, a predicted model, not a curated record